Molecule: messenger RNA, 2495 nt
Organism: Durio zibethinus
Lineage: Eukaryota; Viridiplantae; Streptophyta; Magnoliopsida; Malvales; Malvaceae
Source: RefSeq, a predicted model, not a curated record
UGCUUCUUCCUUCAAUUUCAGCGCCUUCCCCCCAAGCUCCCAGCAGCCAAGCUUCCCUAAGCGCAGACUGAAACGUGAACGUCUCACCCAAGCCCCUUGCGACAGGCAGGCCAGUCUUGCGUCUCUUCCUUUUUCUUUCUAUGACAAUGGGUGCAACACAAGAGAACGGUGAUGAUGAGAUGGACCAAAAAGUAAAGAAGUAUCUUAGAGGAGAAGCUGCUAAUUUGGAGGGAUUAAAAGACAAAAAACUAAAGGGUCAACUUGCUGUAAGAGAAGAGUUGUAUGGAAAAUCUGCCAAAGCUGCUGCCAAGAUUGAGAAAUGGCUUUUGCCAAGUGAGGGUGGCUAUUUGGAGGCAGAAGGUAUAGAGAAAACAUGGAGGAUCAAGCAAGAAUCCAUUGCUCGAGAGGUGGAUAUCUUAAGCUCAAGGAGCCAGUAUGAUAUUGUUUUACCAGAACUUGGUCCAUAUACUCUAGAUUUCACCUCCAAUGGUCGGUAUAUGGCAGCUGCUGGACGCAAGGGCCAUCUGGCUAUUAUUGAUAUGAAGACAUUAAACCUAAUUAAAGAGAUUCAGGUCAGAGAGACAGUACGUGAUGUAGUGUACUUGCAUAAUGAACUUUUUUUUGCUGCUGCUCAGAAAAAGUACCCUUAUAUUUAUAAUCGUGAUGGAACUGAACUUCAUUGUUUAAAGGAACAUGGUGCAGUACUAAGACUCCAGUUUCUUAAAAACCACUUCCUCUUGGCAUCAAUAAACAAGUUUGGGCAGCUUCAUUAUCAGGAUGUUACAAUGGGUGAGAUGGUAGGUAAUUUUCGGACUGGGUUGGGCUGCACAGAUGUUAUGCAGGUCAAUCCAUUCAAUGGAGUUGUUGCCUUAGGUCAUUCAAGUGGUACAGUAACGAUGUGGAAGCCCACCAGUGCUGCUCCACUUGUAAAGAUGUUGUGUCAUCCAGGACCUCUCUCAUCGUUGGCAUUCCACCCCAAUGGCCAUCUCAUGGCUACAUCUGGGAAAGAAAAAAAAAUCAAGAUUUGGGACCUGAGGAAGUUUGAGGUUAUCCAAACAUUGCCAGGCAAUGCAAAGACCUUGAAUUUCAGUCAGAAAGGCUUGCUUGCUGCUGGAACUGGCUCAUUCAUACAAAUUUUAGCCGAUUUUUCUGGAUCUCAGAAUUAUAGCAGAUAUAUGACUCAUUCUAUGGCAAAAGGUUACCAGGUGGGAAAAGUUUUAUUUCGACCAUAUGAAGAUGUACUGGGAAUAGGGCACUCCAUGGGUUGGUCUAGUAUUCUAAUUCCAGGAUCAGGGGAACCCAACUUUGAUUCUUGGGUGGCAAACCCAUUUGAAACAUCUAAACAGAGGCGAGAGAAGGAAGUGCACUCUCUGCUUGACAAGCUUCCCCCUGAAACAAUCAUGUUGGACCCAACAAAGGUUGGUACAGUGAGAGCAGCAAGAAAGAAAGAGAAGCCAACAAAGGAGGAGAGAGAAGCAGAAAUGGAAGCUGCUGUUGAAGCUGCCAGGGAUACUGACUUUAAAAAGAAAACAAAGGGAAGGAAUAAGCCAAGUAAGAGAGCAAAAAAGAGAAAGGAGAUUAUAGAUAGAGCCAAGAGGCCCUUCUUGGAGCAAAGAAUAGAGGAACAAGAAAUGUCUAGAAAGAAGCAGAAAACUAAUGUGGAAACAGAAAUGCCAAAAAGUUUGCAGCGGUUUGUUCGUCAGAAAGCAACUUAAUUAUGUUAAAUUUGAUUGCUCUAAGCAUCAUAAAAGAUAGAGUGCUGUUUUUUUUUUUUGCCCUCCACAAUUUCUGCUCAUCUGACUAAAAAAAGUAUUGGAAUCAGCGAGAGCAGAGAUGUGUAUGCUUUCUGUUCUAUACAUGUAGAAGUAAAAUAACUUGAUUGUGGUUAUUUUUGAUCAAUAGCUUGAUUCCUGCAUUUAGCAUGGAAGUUGGAACCUAUAUUGUCUAAUGAGGAUCAGAAAACUGAUUUAAGUUUUGAGGUGAGAUUUAGUUCAGGUAUGUACCAUCGACUUCCCUAACCAAUUUGAAUUGAGAUUGGGUUUCUACUUUCUAGAGGUGGAUUUGAGUUGACUUUAGUAUUAUGUUUUACACUGCAAAGACAUAGCAGGUUCUAUCUACAUUUUGGAGGCGCAUAUAUAGCUUUGGAUCAUUUCAGUUUGGGUGGUUUCAAUAUUAGGUUUAUGUCCUUGAUUGUUUUUCAAUAACUAGGAUCUGUUGGGAAUUUUGUGCACGUUAAAGUCAAUGUUGUUUAGUUUUUUUUUUUAUUAUUUUUUUUUAUUUUUAUAGAAGAAAGUCGUAAUUUGGAGAUAUGAGUUACCUAUGUUAAAAUUUAAAUUUCAGAUUUAUUGUAUGUCGUGUUUUAAGAGUUAAAUUUAAUACUAUUUGCUUUUGGACAACUUAAUGAUUGGCUUGUAGUCUUGUAAAGAGAAAUUAGCUGCUGCCUUUAAAACAAGGAACCAAAGUGCACAUGAAGUUCUAGAACAAAACUUGACAUA